GGCGGGACCCGCCCGCCCGGCCCGGCGCAUGGCAGCGCGCUGAGGCGGGCCGCCCCGGGCCGCACCGCGCAGGGCCGAGCCGGCCCGGGUGGCGGUGGCGGUGGCGGUGGCGGCGGCCGGCGGGCCAUGCUGCUGAAGCUGCUGCAGCGCCAGACCUACACGUGCCUGUCGCACCGCUAUGGGCCCUGCCUCUGCCUCGGCGGCCUCGUCCUCAUGAUCGUCUCCGCCCUGCAGUUCGGGGAGGUUGUGUUGGAGUGGAGUAGAGACCAAUAUCAUGUUAUGUUCGAUUCAUACAGAGACAACGUUGCUGGCAAAUCAUUUCAAAAUCGGCUUUGUUUACCCAUGCCGAUUGAUGUGGUAUACACCUGGGUGAACGGCACAGAUGUUGAACUGAUCAAAGAAUUGCAACAGGUCAGAGAACAGAUGGAGGAAGAACAGAAAAUAAUAAGGGAAAUCCUUGGAAAGAAUGCAACAGAACCAACAAAGAAGAGUGAGAAGCAACUGGAAUGUUUGCUGACACACUGCGUUAAAGUGCCAAUGCUUGUCCUGGACCCUGCGCUGCCGACCAACGUCACGCUGAAAGACCUCCUGUCCAUUCAUCCUGCUCUACAAGCUGCUAACAAUAUGUUCUUUGUAGCAAAACCAAAAAAUCCUUCUACCAAUGUGACAGUAAUUGUUUUUGAUAGCCCUAAGGAUGUUGAAGCUGCCCAUUCUGGAAUGUUAAAAGACAACAGCAAGCAGAUAGUAUGGAGGGGCUACUUGACUACAGACAAAGAAGUUCCAGGCCUAGUGUUAAUGCAAGACUUGGCCUUCCUUAGUGGAUUUCCAGCUACAUUCAAAGAAACAAAUCAGCUACGAACAAAACUACCAGAGAGUCUGGCCUCUAAAGUAAAACUGUUGCAGCUCUAUUCAGAAGCCAGUGUGGCUCUUUUGCAACUGAAUAACCCUAAGGGUUUCCAUGAACUGAGCAAACAAGCAAAGAAGAACAUGACUAUAGAUGGAAAAGAAUUAAUGCUUAAUCCUGCUUACUUACUGUGGGACCUCAGCUCUGUCAGUCAGUCCAAACAGGAUGAAGAUAUUUCUGCCAGCCGUUUUGAAGAUAAUGAAGAACUGAGAUACUCGUUACGAUCAAUAGAGAGGCAUGCUCCUUGGGUGCGACAUAUUUUCAUUGUCACUAAUGGGCAAAUUCCUUCCUGGCUUAACCUGGAUAAUCCCCGGAUAACCAUAGUGACCCACCAGGAAAUAUUUCAGAAUGUGAGUCACUUGCCUACCUUCAGUUCACCAGCUAUUGAAAGCCACAUUCACCGUAUCAGUGGCCUCUCUCAGAAGUUUAUCUAUCUCAAUGAUGAUGUUAUGUUCGGGAAAGAUGUUUGGCCUGAUGAUUUUUACAGUCACUCUAAAGGUCAGAAGGUUUACUUGACUUGGCCUGUGCCAAACUGUGCUGAGGGAUGUCCUGGUUCAUGGAUUAAAGAUGGUUACUGUGAUAAAGCCUGUAAUAACUCAGCUUGUGAUUGGGAUGGAGGUGAUUGCAUUGGUAACAGUGGGGGUAGUCGCUAUGUUGCUGGUGGUGGUGCAGUUGGAGGUAUAGGGAAUGGACCACCAUGGCAAUUUGGUGCAGGAAUAAGUGGUGUUUCAUAUUGUAACCAAGGUUGUGCUAAUUCCUGGCUAGCAGACAAAUUCUGUGAUCAGGCCUGCAACGUUCUCUCCUGUGGAUUUGAUGCUGGUGACUGUGGGCAAGAUCACUUUGAAGAGAUGUACAAGGUGACACUUCAGCUUAAUCAGACCUACUAUGUUAUUCCAAAAGGUGAAUGUCUGCCCUAUUUCAGCUUCAGCGAAAUAGCCAAGAAAGGAAUUGAGGGUUCAUAUAGCGAUAAUCCAAUUAUUCGGCAUGCUUCAGUUGCGAACAAAUGGAAGACUAUCCACCUCAUAAUGCACAGUGGCAUGAAUACAACUGUGAUCUAUUUUAAUCUUACAUUUCUAAAUAAAAAUGAUGAAGAGUUUAAAAUGCAGGUAGCUAUUGAAGUCGAUACUAGAGAGGAGCCAAAACUGAACACAAGUUCAACGCAAAAAUCCAACUCUGAGUUUAAAACUCCAACUUCAAUACCAGAAGCUGAAUUGAUAUUUGAAGAUAUUCCUGAAGAAAAACGCUUUCCAAGAGUCAGGAGACGUCGAAAUGAAACAGGAGGGAGUUUCCAUGAAGAGAUCAUAAUACCAUCGGUAAAUAUGUCUCUCCUUCCUGAAAACGUUCAGAUAGCACUGCAGAACCUGGAUUUAAAACUAGCAAAUGGUGAUAUCACUCAGAAGGGAUUUAACCUAUCCAAGGCUGCUCUCCUGAGACCUUAUCAGUUCUUAACUACAGUAAAGAAGAUUGUAGGUCUGGAAAAGAAUGGUGUGCAUUAUAAUUCACAAGAUCAGAAAAAUAAAACCGGCUGGCAGAAGCCUCAUGAAGACGUAAACAAUAGCAAAACAGAAACAGCAAUAAAAGCAAAUGGGGAAGUUCCUUCAAGACUUACCGGAACAAAAAGGACUGAUGCGGCAAUGAAUACAAAUAAACCUAUUUCCAAAAUGAAGCCUAAAUCCACGCAUCCAGCCCAGAGAAAUGGGAUCCAGCCCAUGGGAAAUGAAAAUGAAUCUCAAGAAAAAAUAUUGAAUUCCAUCAUGUUAAGGGAAACACGUCAGUCAAAAAAUAUUGGGAAUUCUGAGGCUGGAGAAGAUACAGAGGGAAUGGAGGGCAGAAAAGGGCAUGUACAGUUGGAUACAAAUGGAAGGGAGGGGUUAGUGGGAAGAAAAUUACAGUCUUAUGCUGGAAGUUACCAAGGCUUUUUGCCAUGGGAGAAAAAGAAGUAUUUCCAGGACCUUCUUGAUGAAGAAGAGUCAUUACUCAAAGAAAUGUCAUACUUUACUGAUGGUAAACAUCUUGGAAGGCAGCUGAAAGAUACAUUUGCUGAUUCCCUUCGAUAUGUAAAUAAGCUUUUAAACAGUAAAUUUGGAUUUACAUCUCGGAAAGUCCCUGCUCAUAUGCCUCACAUGAUUGACCGCACUGUUAUGCAAGAGCUACAGGAUAUGUUUCCUGAGGAGUUUGACAAGACGUCAUUUCACAAAGUGCGGCACUCAGAAGAUAUGCAGUUUGCUUUUUCAUAUUUCUACUAUCUUAUGAGUGCAGUCCAGCCACUGAACAUCUCUCAGAUCUUCGAUGAGGUUGAUACAGACCAGUCAGGCAUUUUGUCUGACCGAGAGAUUCGAACAUUGGCCACAAGAAUCCACGAACUGCCAUUAAGUUUGCAGGAUUUGACAGGUCUAGAACAAAUGCUAAUAAAUUGCUCAAAAUCUCUUCCUGCCAACAUCACUCGGAUCCAUGUUAUUCCACCAACUCAGGAAGCAUAUUAUGAUCCCAAUCUGCCUCCAGUAACUAAAAACCUAGUAACUAAUUGCAAACCUGUGACUGACAGAAUUCGUAAGGCAUACAAGGACAAAAACAAAUAUAGGUUUGAAAUCAUGGGAGAAGAGGAAAUUGCCUUCAAAAUGAUUCGCACAAAUGUGUCUCAUGUAGUUGGUCAGCUGGAUGACAUACGAAAAAAUCCCAGAAAGUUUGUUUGCCUAAAUGACAAUAUUGAUCACAAUCAUAAGGAUGCACAGACAGUGAAAGCAGUGCUUAGGGAUUUUUAUGAAUCAAUGUUUCCUAUACCUUCCCAAUUUGAACUGCCAAGAGAAUAUCGGAAUCGUUUCCUUCACAUGCAUGAGCUCCAAGAAUGGAGGGCAUACAGAGACAAGCUCAAAUUCUGGACCCACUGCGUUCUAGUAACACUUAUUGUAUUUACAGUCAUCUCAUUUUUUGCUGAACAGCUAAUUGCACUUAAACGAAAGAUUUUUCCAAGGAGAAGGAUCCAAAAGGAAGAUGGUCAUGAACGAAUAAAAGUGUAGAAGAGCUUUAUUUUGGAGAUCAGUCUACCUCAAGAUGUGAUAAGCAUUCAAAAUCUCUCUUUCAUAAGUGUCUUUUAUGGUUUGAUAUUUAACUAAGGUGAUAUGAAGAAAAAAAAUCAUGCAUCUACAGUUACGAUCUCUGCAGUACUCUAUGAUAUACAAGCUGCUGCAGCUGUGACAGGAAGCAAAACAAACAUUGCAGGAAACCUGUACAUAGGCAGAUUUCAACUGAUCUUACUUUACAAAUGUUAGUUCAUGGCCAUGUUAUCCUUUUUUAUAAAAAGGGUUACCUAAAGAAAUGUAGCUGCAUUUAUUGCAGUGUAUGUUGCCAACUAGAUAUAAUGUUAGAAGGCAAAGUUGUUUGGGAUGAGCUCAACAGGUCCUUGAUCUUGCAUUCCAAAACAUUUUGCAAAUUUCUGUCAUUGCUGCUUUUUUUUUUUUCAGCCCUAUGGGAAAACGAAGGGAAUUAUGUAACUUGUCAUUUACCUUUAGUCUACCCUUAAUGAUGUUGGCAUUCUUUAAAGCACAGUGACAAUUCACAACAUUAUUUGUAGUAUUUAAUUGGGAUUUGGAAUAAAUGCAAUCUAAUUAAAAUAUACAAUAACAGAACAAUUAAUUAUUAUUUUGAAGUUACUUUAUAUCUUAUCUGAUGUAUUAUAUUCCAAAGAAUACAAUGUUGUUGUUUCUUGAUUACAAAGAGAGGGUUCUAAUCAAAUGAAAAUGAUUAAGGUAUAACAUUUUACAAGCAUUGUAAAUAUAAAAGCAAAAGUGCCUCUCUAUAUGAAUGGUUAACAAACUGUUUUAAUGUAGCAAUGAAUGGGAGCAAUGUUUCACUUCAGAAAACAAAAUUUAUACUGACAAAUGAAGCUUUUGUGUUUUUAAAUUUCAUGGGAUUUGGCCCUGUAUUUGUCUUGAGACAUCAGACUAGUAUGAUUUUAUGUGGGAAAAGAUACCGUAUGUAUUCAAGCACAAAUUUUCAGUGGCUUAUCUUCAUUGUACUAGCAGUAUUCAAAGAAUGCAUUGGUGUUUUUUUUGUAAUCAGAUGUACAAAAUGUGCACAUGUAUUGUAAAAUACUCGGUUUGCUUUGAAAUCAACUAAACUAUGGUAAAAGGUUUGUCUGUUUCUGUUUUAAAGUAGACAAAUUCACUCAUUUUGAUAAAUUAGCCAUUAAUGCUUA
Molecule: messenger RNA, 5099 nt
Organism: Cygnus olor (mute swan)
Lineage: Eukaryota; Metazoa; Chordata; Aves; Anseriformes; Anatidae
Gene: GNPTAB
Product: N-acetylglucosamine-1-phosphate transferase subunits alpha and beta
Exons: 21
Coding region: 127-3921 (1264 amino acids)
Biological process (GO): carbohydrate phosphorylation; N-glycan processing to lysosome
Cellular component (GO): Golgi apparatus
Molecular function (GO): calcium ion binding; UDP-N-acetylglucosamine-lysosomal-enzyme N-acetylglucosaminephosphotransferase activity
Source: RefSeq, a predicted model, not a curated record